GAGCGUUUGUCUUGUUUUUGUUUUGUCACUACUUUCAUCACAUGAUCGUGUGUUGAUGCGGUUGCCGCCUUGCUCUGACGGCAUUUGACAUCGCAUUCGGGCUGGCGACUACAUCAACGAUCCUCCAACAGUCGUGAGUACAGCGCGAAGAAAAUGCUGAAGCCACGGGCGUUGACUCAAGUCCUGUCGCAGGCCAACACGAGCGGCGUGUUGUGCACUCUGCUGCUGAACCGUGAGGGCACCUUGCUUGCUUACUCGGGUUAUGCAGACAAGGAUGCCAAGAUGACUGCAGCCAUUGCCAGCAGCAUUUGGCUGGCCAACGAGAAGAAUGCGCAUGCUGCCAUCAGCGAGGGGCAACUCCGGCUUGUUAUCGUUGAGUGUGAGGAUGGCCAGGUGGCCAUCACCCAGGUUGCCAACCUGCUUCUGUGCCUGCACGCCAAAACCAGCGUGGGACAGGGUCUUCUCCGGGCCAAGGCACGUGCCCUCGUCGAGUACCUUGAGGGUCCCCUGCUCCAGGUUGCAGUGUCAUAGCCGAGAAGAGCCGUCAGUAGCCAUUGCCCAUCAGCAGCGAAAUGGGCCCCCUCGUGUAGAGAACUUUUCACGUUGUGUGACUCUUGGUUGGUUGUCAUGGUGACGAAGGGGAGUGAGUUGUUGUAUUACAGAAUGCAAAUGAAAGAUGAGAACUUUUUCUGGAGGUGAAGUGAUACCUGCGAAAAAAAAACAGGUAUAUCAAUAGCACUGGGCCAUUAGCCGAGCUGGUACAGUCGGCAUGAGGCAUUUUUGCUCAGUGAAAGAAACACACCCUGUCUGCCGUCAGUCUUUUUAAUUUCCCUAUUUGUUUUGUCUCUUUAAUUGCGCUAGAAUGCCCUGUGAUGGCAGGUGUUGUUUUCAAAGAUAUAUCGGAAUUCGUAGUUCAGCAGUGCUAAAAUUGGAUAGAGGGCAGGAAAGAAGCUUCAGAUGGAACAACUUCACGGCUCAUGUACGUUGUCUUCUGCAUCUCAUCUAUUCCGAGGGCUAUUAAAUCUUAAUUUCCACGCCUACAAGACUGUUACUUACACGACAGAUCAGAUUCUUCGAUUCAGACUACAGACAAAUGUUGCCACUAGUAACAGCUCUCAUGCAAGCUGAAUCAACAAUUCCGUUCAUCACGCGCGUCCAUGUUUACCAUCUCCUAGCCAAGCCCUUCUGUUUGAUUUCAGUGCUGAAAUGAUACUUUCCUGAUGCUUUUGCAUAACUUUUCUGUUUUGCCUAAAAUUGUUUCCUUUAUUUUGUGUGUGUGUGCUUGAGCAUGUGCAUUCCUAAAAUGAGCCACAACUAUAUUUUUAACCAUAUCUCACUGAACUUGGAAUAGCUUAUUCUCUCGAUAAUUGGAAUUAAAGUGCGUGGUUCCAAAAAUUUUGACUUGACCUUUGGUUUACCUUAGAUGAUCUGCAUGAUAUUAUGCAGGUCUAGCGACUUUUGCAACUCGCACUGUAGGCUCUAAGUGUAUUGUUGCAAGUGUGGACACAUUGGGAGAGAGAUAAGCAAGAAACGGGAUCAGUACGUUAAUGUUAAGCCAUAUUACUGGCAGGUUGCUUCUACAGGGUGAUUCUUUUAGAACAGACCUAUUUCAGUGGGCUGCAGUUUUGCUACAAAGUAUCAGAUUUUAAUACAGUUUGCGGCAAAACAUUCAGGAAGGACAAAAAUUUGAUGGCUUGUCCCAUUUUUUGAUGUGCAAUGCCAAGAAACGAGAAUAACUUAGAGAUAAUCAAAACCGUGCAAAAUGCUUAUACUGGGAGGGGUGGCUUGCGCCUAUGAAACUUUAAAAAGUCUGAUUGCAGUGCGGCAUGCCAAACAUGACUAGUAAACGUUUGUAAAGGUUAUACAGGUUUAUAAUCACUUAUCCUACAGCAGACGUUCAAAUCACCACCCGAAAAGUCAGACUGCUCUCACUUCAGCAGUAUGCAGUACCUCAUUGUAUGGAAUUCCACGGAAUGUCACGCUUUUCAUUAUUUCUUAUUCUUUUUUUGCUGCAUUGCACAUCAAAGAACGGUGCGGGCCAUUAAAUUUUUAUCCUUCAUUAAUAUUUUGCCGCAAGCCGUAAUAAAGUCGAGUAAUUUAUAACAAAAGUACGGCCCAAUAAAAUAGGUCAGUUCUAAUUGUAGUAAAAGCAUGACCUGAAGUUUAAGCUGGACGUGACAGAAGUAUAGAAGGCGGGUGGAAACACUGGCUUUGCAAUGAUUUACCUUAUUAAGAGCCUAUCAAGGCAUUACUACAUUAGGGUGGCAGUAAAAAUGCAGUGCAUUAAUCAAUACUAUGUUUCAUUAAACAACAUUUAAAUAUAUAUAUGACAUUAGCAAAAACCAGUAUUAGCAUUUCCAAAUGUAUUAGUUAAAACAAUAAUACAGUUGGGAGAUAUUUUAAUGGUAAGAGAGCAUUGAGAUUUAACUGCAAAGUCACGUGAAUUCUGAGGCACAUCUGCAUCAAAACAUUCUAACCUGCCCGAUCACUGUGACGUGCCACUUUCAAGCAAUCUUGUUUUGACACUGCUACUCUUGCAUGGUUUGCGCUUCAUUUGCGCUCGAUAAGUUCAAUGCCGAUCAACCUCACUAACAAUCAGAACUUACGGGGAUGGGCACUUCAUUUUUAAUGGGAUGAUGUGCAGAACAGAGUACGUGUACUACACUCUAGAUUCUUUUUUUUUUUUUGCAUGUGCUGCUGUGUCCACACUUCAGGAAAGUUGUAGCUUAUAGUUUUCCUUUUUUUUCUGAAUAGAUGGGGCUUCUUUAGUGAGGUCCCUGCCUAAACCAAAGAAUCCUCCGUUAAUUUCGACGGCUGGCUCGAGUGUCUCAAUGCGAUAUUCUAGCGACACAGGAGGUUCGAAGGCCCAGUACCUGACAGAUCGAGAGUGCAUACUUGCCAGUGUUUUUGUCCGAACAUAAGACUGCUGCUGGAACGACUGACGUUCCUCGGACCUUGAUACUCAAAAAGAGCAGCCUUAGAAACUACUACUGCCACGGAGAAGCACACUUGGCAGGUUGCGUGCGGUUGCCACUGAGUUUGUACGUACAGGAGUGUUUGUUGUGGACGGCUGUUGCUUUGCACGUUGGGAAUAAAGUUUAUGUUGUCCCGA
Molecule: messenger RNA, 3112 nt
Organism: Rhipicephalus sanguineus (brown dog tick)
Lineage: Eukaryota; Metazoa; Arthropoda; Arachnida; Ixodida; Ixodidae
Gene: Lamtor2
Product: ragulator complex protein LAMTOR2
Exons: 3
Coding region: 154-531 (125 amino acids)
Biological process (GO): cellular response to amino acid stimulus; positive regulation of TOR signaling
Cellular component (GO): Ragulator complex
Molecular function (GO): molecular adaptor activity; guanyl-nucleotide exchange factor activity
Source: RefSeq, a predicted model, not a curated record